UGAUUUUGCAUUUCCGGGAGGGCUGCUUUGUUUACUAACAGUCGUCCUCCCUGUCAGCUCAGGCACACUGCUAUGGAUGGCUGUGCACAGCACAGCCAUCCAGAGCAGCGUGCUUUUCAGUGAAGCACCAACACAUAGUCCCCCAAUAAAACACUCCCUACAGAUAGUUAACCCUUUGAUUGCCCCUCAUGGUAACCCCUUCCUGCCCAGCGCCAUAAGUACAGUGUCAGUGCUUUUUCUUUUUUAGCACUGCUCACUGUAUUGGUGUCACUGGGGAUGUCAGGGACACCAAGUCAGUUCCCCCCCAAUGUCAGAAUGCCCGCCACAGUCCCGCUAUAA
Molecule: messenger RNA, 339 nt
Organism: Staurois parvus
Lineage: Eukaryota; Metazoa; Chordata; Amphibia; Anura; Ranidae
Source: the annotation of a GenBank genome assembly